Molecule: messenger RNA, 480 nt
Organism: Staurois parvus
Lineage: Eukaryota; Metazoa; Chordata; Amphibia; Anura; Ranidae
Source: the annotation of a GenBank genome assembly
GAUUUCCUACCUCUAAAAUGUGACGCUUGUGAGCAGAUCUUCUGCAAAGACCACAUCACAUACAUCCUUCAUAAGUGCAGCUCAGCCUAUAAGAAGGAUGUCCAGGUCCCUGUUUGUCCGCUCUGUAACACCCCCAUCCCAGUGACUCGAGGACAGACUCCGGAUGUUGUAGUUGGGGAACACAUUGAUCGGGACUGCAAGUCUGAUCCAGCCCAGCAGAAGCGAAAGAUAUUCACCAAUAAGUGUCAAAAGCAAGGCUGUAAACAGAAAGAACUGAUGAAGGUUACGUGUGGAGACUGCCAUGGGAACUUCUGUCUCAAACACCGACACCCGCUGGACCAUGACUGUACAGGAAAGAGCGCCCCCAUCUCCCGAACAGGGCAUGCAGCAUUGCUUAGAGCUCAGGCUUCUUCUUCUAAAGCCUCCGCUUCCUCCAGCCGUUCAGCGCCAAAACCGAUAGCACAGCCUCAGCGAAACAGG